CCUCUUCCCCCCUGCCCCUACCCCUCCCCUACCCUCAUACAUCUUCUUACGGCGAGCGGCUCCGGCGUUGAUCGUGUUUUGACUGUCAUCUUUGCGGUGGAUUAAGCUUGCACUAGAAGGUUGAAUAGAUCUAGAACUAAAAACAAAAUCAAGAUGAGUUUCGGUUUUGGUAGCAAGAAUGGGCCAAGCACUCUUCGCACCAACACAUCCGAAGGGUCUUAUGGGGUACCAGAUUUAAUGACAACCGGGUUGGCAGCUCGCAAGGUUCAUGUGGUUCCAGCUCACCCUCUUGAAGCAACUGAGAAAAGUUUCCAUGACAACAAGCUACGCAUGGAAAUGAAUAUGCUCCGAAAUACCCAAGGCCUGCACGCGCCCCUCAAGAUGGCAAUGGAACUGAAAGCAGCCCAGAAAAUUGGCAGACUACCAUUCCUGCCCAGCUCUAACCUCAUGUCUGAUGUUUUGAUGGGACGUGAUGACCAGAUGUCUUUUGAAGACUUCCUGAACCCUGUUGAAUUCAGGGAAGAGGCUGGUCAGCCUCAUGCUAUUGUUGAAAAAUCUCUUGGCAUCUUGUAAUUAAGUUACUUUUCUUAUGUAUCGUUCAUUUGAGUUCUAUAAAAUAUCUCUAAGUUCUUAA
This is a messenger RNA of Frankliniella occidentalis (western flower thrips), 634 nucleotides long. It is a transcript of the gene Pomp, whose product is annotated as proteasome maturation protein. The transcript has 4 exons. Lineage: Eukaryota; Metazoa; Arthropoda; Insecta; Thysanoptera; Thripidae. The coding region runs from base 154 to 573 and encodes 139 amino acids. The record is from RefSeq and is a predicted model, not a curated record. Gene Ontology annotation, cellular component: nucleus; cytoplasm. Gene Ontology annotation, biological process: proteasome assembly.